This is a messenger RNA of Leptosia nina, 1806 nucleotides long. The record is from the annotation of a GenBank genome assembly. Lineage: Eukaryota; Metazoa; Arthropoda; Insecta; Lepidoptera; Pieridae.
AUGGAUAUAAUAAUUCAUGAAACUUUAAAGUCGCAGACUCUACAAAUUGGAAUCGAAGAUCUACCUGAUGAAGUUCUUGAAUUCAUCUUGGGGUUUUUACCACCUUACAAAGAUUUACAAAAUUGUAUGACUGUCUGCAAGCGAUGGUGUCAUUGUGCUCACAAUGUUUCUAGAAAAACAACAAUGAAAUUAAUAAAGGCCAUAGGAGAGUUUGACAUUGUAUGGAAAAUUUUUGUUUCAACUGAAAUUGUUCCUAGCAUCACCAAAAGAUUCUCACACGCCGCUUGUAUAUUAGAAAAUAGUAUGUAUAUAUUUGGAGGUUGUACUACUAAUGCUACUUCAUUCAAUGAUUUAUGGAGAUUUGAUUUAUCGCAAAGACAGUGGAUACGACCUUUAGCAACUGGCACAUACCCUGUACCAAAAGCUUAUACUACAAUGGUAUAUUAUAAGGAUUGGUUAAUCGUUUUUGGGGGUUGGACCUAUCCUUCCUUAUCGCAAUACUAUCAAAAUGUUACUAUGUUUAAUGAUGUCCAUUUCUACUGUGUUGAUACUAAUAAAUGGAUACUUAUAAGUGCUACAAAUGCCCCUCCUCCAAUGGCAGGACAUUCAGCAUGCAUUAGAGGUGAUGAAAUGGUAGUUUUUGGCGGUUUAAUAAUGUCAGCUGUACAAAAUUUUCAAAUUCAAUGUUCUAAUGAUGUAUGGGUAUUUAAUAUAACAACACUUACAUGGAGGAAACAGGCAACUACUAAGCCUAGGCCGUCUCCUCGAUAUGCACAGUCUAUGAUCAAAUUGGAUGAUGAUAGAUUGAUGUUGUUAGGAGGAGUUCAAACACUUCACAACAGAUUUGUUUAUAGUGACUGUUGGAUAUUAACUAUGAAAGGGCCAACUUGGACUUGGAAAGAAAUAGCUGUUAGGAAUAAAGAAUGGGCAUCUGCAAAUAUUUGGUGUAACCCUGCCUGUAAAGUCGGAGAUAAAGUAGUAAGUUUAAGUAGAAGUAGAAUAGGGUGGAAUACAGCUAAGCCAAUGGUCACUUCUGCUGUGAGACUAGUAAAUUUUAACAGACCUGAAGGUGCACCAGUUGCUGUCCGUGUUGAACAGAGUAUGCAAAGGCCCUUAGACAAAGAUCAUAAUAUUAAUGGCCGACGAGGUGUGCUGCCAAGACAGCCAAUAAACAGAGCAAACCAUACAGAACCGGUACCCGGUCCUAGUAACAAUCAUAAUAUAAAUGAUCAAAAGUCUAAUAAUAAUAUUCAAAUUGCAAGUUCUAGUCAAGAACCUGGUAGUAUUGGAUUAAUGAAAAAUGAUGCAACUUUAAGAAAAAUUAAAGAAAAGAACAAAGGAUUGAAAAUUGUCCGUCAAUUACAAGAGGCUAAUAAAUAUAGAAUGGCUGCAUUUGCGUGUGAUUCUACUCAAAAUAAUACACCACCAGAAAACAAUUUCAUUAAUCAAAGACAAAUUGCUCAUUUAGAAAAUAGGUUAGAAGCAAGAAACUUGCAAGGUCAGAAUGACCAAAAAGAACCAACUAUAAAGAAGAUAAAAAGAAAUACAUUGACUAUGCAUGUAUUAGAUAUUUCUACUGUGGUUAAUGGAAAUUCAAUGAAUUAUGUAUCUUGGUUGUGCCCACGAUUAGGUGAAAUGAGUGGUGCACCUGAGGAGCUAGUUAUGUAUUCUUUAGUUAAGGGCAACGGAGAAUUGAUUAUGUUUGGUGGUGUUCAUAAUGACAUAAAUAAAGCAAAUAAUACCGAACAGUUAAAUCUGUAUUCAAAUUCUCUACAUUUUAUAACAACACCAAGGCAUGUAAUAUAG